AUGUCGGAUAUGAUAAUAAAUGAUACUGUUCCAGUUGAUAAGAAAUGGAAUGAACUUAUCAAAUAUAACAUAUUUAUAAUGAAAUUAAUAGAAUUUGUUAUUUCGGUAAUACUUAUGACAUUACCCUUUGCUUUGGCCGAAGCAGACACAUUUCACUGUUUGGCUGCUGCACCGACCCUUAUCUUAUCCUUUAUAUUCAUCGUGUUGUAUUUAGUGGACCAAGCCCAAGAUUUGGCUGAGCAGUUAUAUUUGUUUACACAAAUUUUUCUCAAUGUAGUGGCAUUAUUGCAUUUAAUUAUAGAGCCAAGUUCAGCAGGAAUGUAUUAUGGACUUUUUUACUGUCAUCUUAUAAUUGCACUUUGUAUUGAUUUUUAUUAUGUAGUCAAAGAUAAAGGAUGUUUAAUAUUUGCUGCUGUUAAAUAA
This is a messenger RNA of Parnassius mnemosyne (clouded apollo), 423 nucleotides long. Lineage: Eukaryota; Metazoa; Arthropoda; Insecta; Lepidoptera; Papilionidae. The record is from the annotation of a GenBank genome assembly.